This is a messenger RNA of Diuraphis noxia (Russian wheat aphid), 896 nucleotides long. RefSeq lists its product as uncharacterized. The record is from RefSeq and is a predicted model, not a curated record. Lineage: Eukaryota; Metazoa; Arthropoda; Insecta; Hemiptera; Aphididae.
AUGUCUCAAAAAACAAUACGAAAACACCUAUUAUAUAAAUCUACAUUAUCAAAUCCAGAUAAUAAUUUCGAACGAGAUCGUUCGAAUCAGAAAAAAAUCAACAAAAACGUAUACUACUCGACAUCGGGUUCGAAGAAAGUACCAAAUGAUUACAAAGAAUUAAGUACUAAAGAGCACAAAAAGAUUAUGUCUGCUACUAUAUCACCACAAAAUCCCGCUGAAAUAACAAAGAAAAAAGAACACGAGAAUAUUAUAAACAAUAGAAAUCAUUCAAGGCAGGACUUAGAAAUAAUGAAAAUUUUUACAUCACCGGAAUGGUUGGGAAAAACAUUUCAUAAAUCGUCUAAUACUAUUGUUAACUCAAUGGUUAACGAUGAUCACAUUCCGUCAGUUCAUACGGAGUUGGAAAAMGUAUUGAGUAAGACUUAUAAUGAAGCAGAAUCGAUGGGAUAUCUAGAUACUAUCCAAGAAAUUACCGACCAUGAAACCGAAGAGGACGAUUACGUUGAAGAAAAAAGAACCGUACUCCUUUCAGCAAACGAAUCGUUCAAAAGUGUCCGACAAAUUGAAGAAACAGAAGAGAAAGAAUUAGAAAACAGUAAUAUACAGGAAAGUAUAACUGAAAGCACAGUAGCAGAGAAUCGAAAUAGUAUAGAAUCGUUCGAGGUAUCCAGUUUAAAUAGUAAAAUUGUURAGCACGAAUAUGACUUAUCUUUUCAAACACCUGAUAAUAAUAAAGCCAACGGUUCCGAAUUGCAGCCAUCGUAUAUAGCCCCUAAUGUCAAAACAUCUGAAAAAUCAUUAAAAGAAGUAGUUGAUAAGAGCUACUGCGUUUCCAAUGAAGAUGACAUAUAUGAAAAUCAAACUGGCGUCGAGCAUGAAUGCUAUUCUUAUAG